AUGGGGUCUCGAGACAAACCCAAAACCUUGGACAAUUUGAUGAUGGCCUACACUGAUCUCAGUGGACCGCUGAAGAAGUCCUCUUUUAAGGGUCCGGCCUUGAACCAGGUUCAAGUAGAGAGGCGAGAAGCGCCCAAGUUCCAAGUCAGCUCGAAGGCCCGAGAUUGGUCGUCAUUGUCCCAAAACCUGGAGGAUGUGUUUGGAGGCUUAGGCAUGACUCAACAAGCUCCCACCUCCCAACGAAUGUUUGCUCCAAUUUUGGGAACGACUGCGCCAUCAAUCGUGCCUCAAGCGAAAACGGCAGAAGAUGACGACGAGUGGGGCGAUUUUCAAGGCUUCUCUAUCGAUCAUAUUUCGGCCAAACCGUCUACCCCUCCCCAACCAGUCGUCCCAUCCCAUUCAAAUAUCAAAGACGUGGACGACGAUGACGACGAGUUCGGAGAUUUUGUGUCAGUAGUUGAUCCUGUAGCAAAAACAGUCGAGUCGUCCAUAGCUUCGCCUUAUUCUCUUAAUCUAGUCGCCCCCGAAGAGGUCCCCAAAUCAAGCCAUUCUUUAAAUUUCAAUCCUCCUUCAUAUGUAUGUGGAUCAGUGGUGCCAUUGCAAAGCGCUAUCGUUAGUCCUCCAAGCUCUAGUCAAGACUUGUGUUUUGGCGAUUUCUCAAAACCACCCAGUCAAAAUGAAAGCCAUUCACUCGUCUCGACUAUACAAAAUUCUAAACUUCAUGGCCCCACCAUCGAUCUCGACAAGGAUGAUGAUUUUGGAGAUUUCGUUGGGUUUUCAUCUUCCUCAAGUUCUCAUGCUAAAAGCUCUGAUCCUUUGCCGCCUUUGGUUAGUCAAGUGGCUGCAAGUUCGGCCAAGCCCGCCAAAUCUGGUACCUUUGGGGACAAGUACGGCGCCUUGAGGGACAUCUUUGAUGUUGGAAUAUCACCCACUGAAGUGGUUGAGCCUCUUUCUACAUUCCCUCAGGCGUCAAAACCAUCCCAGUCAGAACUGAAUACAGUGUCCGAAUCCAAUCAGAAUUCGUGGACUGAUCCGUUUGGAUCAUUAGACGAAAGUGGAGCCAAUGUGCCUCCUCCUUCCCUCGGGAUUGAUCUGAUGUCUUCCAUGCUUGCAAAUCAAAAGUCUUCAGAGGUGGUGGUCAGCCCCAUCUUGGCCGAGCAAAGAGCCAACUCGAUCGAUGACGAAUUCGGCGACUUUCUGAGCGCCUUUUCAACUUCCUCCUCUACCAACUUGCCCGAUGCAUCUCCGAGUCGAGGACAAAAUGCUUUAGUAGAAAAUGAAGGUCUUCCUGCGAAUGAUCCGAAUUCACUGGCUUCCUUGAGUCAACACCAGUACACAUCCACAAGUUCGAAUAUCAUUCCUUGGCACGCCUGCUCCCCUCCACCACCUCCAUUGAAUGACGAUGAUGAAUUUGAUGCCUACAAUGAUGACGUUCUAGGCGGUCAUGACUCCAUAGAGAGCUCAGAUUUAGGAGGAGGCAUGUCCGCGUUGAAUACCCUUACCACAAUCGAUUUCACGCUUGAUCUAGCCCAAAUCAAAAAUUCAACAGAGGUGAGGAAACCGCCUGAUCCCCCGUUAGAACAAGAAGUGAGUCCCAAUCCCUCCUUAGAUCAAGAAGUUCUGGCUGGUAAGAUUGAGUUUCACAACAAUCCAGACCGAUAUCGUGAUCUUUACCGGCUAACCCCGGACGAGGACGAUGAAGAUUCGCCAUUCCAAGAUUGGAUCCCGGCCUUGAACGAAAUCCAAAGUGUAAUGGAGAAUGCAGCUGAAGUGUGCACGAACAUCACCAUCCAAGGAAUUCUCGAUGAAAUUGCGUGUGAACCGAAGUACGAGAACUACUUGAAGAACCUUCGAGAGAUUUAUCGGGUUUACUUGCGGAUCCGCAAAUCGUACGAACGACUCUCAACCGUGCGGAAAGAUAUUCAGGAGCCAUGUGAUAGCAUCGAAACCUCUUGGCGACAGAUUCUGCUCAACACAACGCCCAGCUUGAACAUUGAGCGCUCAGCGGUUCAAAGUCCCGAAGGAGGGAGUGUGGGUGGAGAUGAGAAUCGCCUUUGUGGCGUGUGUCUCACGCUUUUGGAAGACAAACAUUCUCCAAAUCUAUCCCGAACAGCCGACAUGAAUAAUGCCACACUACAAUUCGAAUUUCAUCAAUAUCAUGCAGCUUGUGCCAACUUCUGGAUCAAUCUUGUCAACCCCAAAUUGCCGAGACUUAGUGUUCCUUGACCCAGAUCAACCUAGUUUGAACUGACUUCUAAUCAUAUGCAUUCAUUCUUGAGAUCCGAAGCUCGUAUUUCUUGAAUGUAUGCCGAUAUCCAGCACAUGAUGAGGCAAACAGUAUUCUACACCUAUGUGCUAGUUAUGAUACAACUAACAAAUUUGUGACCAAAUAGCAUUUAAACCUCGUCAUUUUCUUUACCAUUAAAAAACCAGCGAUAGCGCUAGUGAACCUCAA
Molecule: messenger RNA, 2455 nt
Organism: Tigriopus californicus
Lineage: Eukaryota; Metazoa; Arthropoda; Copepoda; Harpacticoida; Harpacticidae
Product: synergin gamma-like
Exons: 2
Coding region: 1-2226 (741 amino acids)
Cellular component (GO): clathrin coat of trans-Golgi network vesicle
Source: RefSeq, a predicted model, not a curated record